Molecule: messenger RNA, 705 nt
Organism: Entrophospora candida
Lineage: Eukaryota; Fungi; Glomeromycota; Glomeromycetes; Entrophosporales; Entrophosporaceae
Source: the annotation of a GenBank genome assembly
AUGCAUGAACGCAAAGAAUUUUCUAAAAUUACUUUUAAUAUCGAGGAAAUCUAUCUAAGUGAUUUGACAAUCCCUUAUCUACCAAAUGAUUUUCACAACAAUGAAGAACUCUACUUUAAAAAUAUUAAAAUAUUGCAUUACGAUAAUACAUAUUCUCCCAAGUUUUUGAAAAGGCUUGUUGGAACUGUUAAUAAAAUUGAAAAAUUAACUGUUGACAUAAAAGAAAAUGAAGUUGACGAUGGAUUAGGUGAACUGAUAAAUCAGCAAUCUAAAUUAAGAAUAAUUCAUCUUCUUGUAGAAAAAGAUUGCUCUUUAUUUACAAAAACCUUGGAGGCAUUAUUGGGUAAAUCGGGCUCAUUAACAGAAUUCAGAGGCUACAUUCACACUAUGGAUGAAAUGUUGGAAAAAGGAGCAAAAUUCGAAAACAUGAAAAUAUUGGACCUAUUUAAUCAUUAUGACGAUGGGAAUAUUCCAAUGAGUUAUUUCAAGCAUGCUGAAUUUCCAUCACUUGAAGAAUUUUAUUUUCAGUUUAAUGCUGAAGGUGAUAUGGAUGACCUUAUUCAGUUUAUUAGCCGAAAUGGGUCAAAUCUAAAAGUUAUUGUCAUUCAAGGCAAUCCUGACGAAAUGUUACUUGAACUUUUUAUCAAAGAAACCAAAACAACUUGCAGAAAUUUAAAACGCUUAUCAACUCCUAUAUCAUCAUGA